AGAUUGAGGAGGGUGGUUUUAGUAUCUUAUCUGUGCAAUCCAGGAUGUUAUACUUUUUCACCCUAUCUUUGUCCUCUUUAUCUCUUUUCCCUUUCCCUUCCCUUUCCUGCUGUUCUGUUAUUGAAAAACAUUGUCCACGGGGGGGUUUCUCAUGGUGAAAUUCUUUGCCGAAAUCUGAUCCUUGAAUUGGAAGGUUGUUUUUCUCUGCAUCCGUAGAGAUUUUACCUCUCUGGGAACGUUAUAUAAUUUCCUCCUUUGGCCCUGCCUCCUACCAGAAGAGGAGUUAACUGUUUGCUCUCUAGUCCAUUUCGAGCCCAACUACAGACACACUUUGCGGAAAUUCCUGAAGAAGUUUCAGAGGAUGUAGUAGCUGGCAGAGAGCCUAGGUCUAGCGUGUAAGAAGUUCAUCCAGUAACACGCCCUACCUUGCUGUAUUAAAAAUGACACACCCUUCCAAGGAUUUAUAUGGACAGAGCAAAAAACCUCAGAAAGAGACAGCCAAGGGACAGAAGAAGAAAAGCACAGUCACAACUCCUGAGAGGAGUAACAGUGACAGAUGAUGGACCCAUCAUUAAUAAAACGUGCAACACUGAUGGAGAUUGAAGGGGUCUCUCUAAAUAAUGAUACAGUAGAGAACUGGGAUACUCUAUGGGCUUUCAAAGCCCGACCCGAUGACAUUCUCAUUUCCACAUAUCCCAAAGCAGGGACCACCUGGAUUCAGGAAAUUGUAGACAUGAUUCAGCACAGAGGCGACUCCCAAAAAUGCGCUCGAGCCCCUGUCUAUCAGCGGUUUCCCUUCAUAGACUUGUUUCUUCCAGCACCCUUGGUCAGUGGCAUAGAUGAGGCAGAGACAAUGCCUUCUCCGCGUACAAUCAAAACUCACCUCCAACUCAAGCUUUUGCCACCUUCCUUCUGGGAGCAGAAUUGCAAGAUUAUUUAUGUGGCCAGGAAUGCUAAGGACAAUGCUGUCUCCUACUUCCACUUUCACCGGAUGAACAAGGGGAUGCCCGAGCCAGGCACCUGGGAGGAGUUUCUGGACAAUUUCAUCACCGGAAAGGUUGCCUGGGGAUCUUGGCUUGACCACGUUUGUGGUUGGUGGGAAGCCAAAGACCGCCAUCCCAUUCUGUAUCUUUUUUAUGAAGACAUGAAAGAGGAUCCAUCGCGGGAAAUAAAGAAAGUAGCCAAGUUUCUUGGCAUCCAGCUGACAGAUUCACUUCUGAACCAAAUUGUACAGCACACAGCAUUCGAGAGCAUGAAAGGAAACCCAAUGGCAAAUUACAGGACCUUGCCUGAUUUCAUCAUGAACCAUACUGUAUCGCCUUUCAUGAGAAAAGGACUUGUAGGGAACUGGAAGGAGCAUUUCACUGUGGCUCAGAGCGAACGGCUCGAUGAUGCUUUUGCAGAGAAACUACGGAGCAGUGGCUUGACCUUCCGCACCCAGCUUUGAGAAUCUCAGCAGCCUCAUAUAAUACAGUUCAAAACUGAUAAUGAGGAUUAUCUGCUUUGAUAAUCUGGAUUACAUGGCAGUGUAGAAGGUUUAGGAAAAUGGAAAUCUCCAUAGCCUUUUGGAGAUUUUGUGAUCUUUGGAAAGGCAUGAACUUGUUAGAAGUCACAAAAUUUUGAAAAAUGGUGUCAUAACCUCUUGGUAAAAAGCAUGACUUGUUAAGAACCUUUUGGGAAAAUGGCAUUUAUGCAAGGCAACUAGGUUUCUCAGCUGUACUGAUGUACUUAGGUAUGUCUUUGAAUGGUUAGAUCAAAGAUAUGCCAAUGCACAAAACACACACACACACACAUAUAACAGAGUUACAGAAACGUUAUUUUCAGUUGCUCAAAAAACAUCUAUUUUUCUUUAAAAUAUAUUUUCAUUUAAAUCAUGCUCUCAAGAAAUAAAAAUAAGCAGACUUCUUUAAAAGUAACAUAGUUGACUUAUUCACAAUCUUCCUGUAUUCAGCAUACAGGUACUUCACUUAUCAGUCCAGUUACAGAUAGAAUUUGAAGUAGUUUCUCUGUGCAGAUAACACACAGGGCA
Messenger RNA from Anolis sagrei ordinatus, 2029 nucleotides. The record is from RefSeq and is a predicted model, not a curated record. Lineage: Eukaryota; Metazoa; Chordata; Lepidosauria; Squamata; Anolidae.